AUGGAACCAUUAAGAGAAGAUCAGCAAUUGCAAUCACACCGUCCACCGCCACCACCACCACAACUGAGUAAACCAACACCACAACAGGCGUUGGAUCAAAUCACUGGAGGUAGUGGUAAGCAUGCUCAAGCACCAACGGAGAAAGUUAGCAGAACCAAUUCACUGAAACAGUAUCAAAACAAUCAAGCACAUAAUCAACAACAACAACCGGUCAGAGAUGCUAAGAAGGCUGCAAUGUUAUCCCAAAAGAAGAGAGAAGAUAAGAAUCGUAAGAACCAACAAAUAUUGAAUAAAUUACAAUCGAUAUGUUCGGAAGGAAACCCUAAGGACAAAUAUAAAGAUUUAGUUAAAAUUGGACAAGGUGCUAGUGGAGGUGUUUAUAUAGCACAUGAAGUUGCACAAGAUAAAUUGAUUAAUACUGUUGCCGUUAAGCAAAUGAAUUUGGAUCAACAACCUAAAAAGGAAUUAAUUAUUAAUGAGAUUUUAGUUAUGAAAGGAAGUAAACAUCCAAACAUUGUUAAUUUUAUUGAUUCUUAUCUAUUAAAGGGAGACUUAUGGGUGAUUAUGGAAUACAUGGAAGGAGGAUCCUUAACUGAAAUUGUCACUCAUAGUGUGAUGACUGAAGGACAAAUUGGUGCAGUUUGUAGAGAAACUUUGAAAGGAUUAAAAUUCUUACAUUCCAAAGGGGUUAUUCAUCGAGAUAUCAAAAGUGAUAAUAUUUUAUUAAAUAUCGAUGGUAAUAUCAAGAUGACUGAUUUUGGAUUUUGUGCCCAAAUUAAUGAAAUCAACUUGAAAAGAACUACCAUGGUUGGUACUCCCUACUGGAUGGCUCCUGAAGUUGUUUCUCGUAAAGAGUAUGGUCCAAAAGUUGAUAUUUGGUCUUUAGGUAUUAUGAUUAUUGAAAUGAUUGAAGGGGAACCUCCUUAUCUUAACGAAACUCCAUUGAGGGCUCUUUAUUUAAUUGCUACUAAUGGUACUCCUAAAUUAAAAGAACCAGAAGCUUUAAGUUAUGAUAUCCGUAAAUUUUUAUCCUGGUGUUUACAAGUUGAUUUUAAUAAAAGAGGUAAUGCUGAUCAGUUACUAAGUGACAAAUUCAUUAUGGAAAGUGAUGAUGUUGCCAGUUUAAGUCCUCUAGUUAAAAUUGCCAGAAUGAAAAAAAAUGAAGAUGAAUAA
Molecule: messenger RNA, 1173 nt
Organism: Hyphopichia burtonii NRRL Y-1933
Lineage: Eukaryota; Fungi; Ascomycota; Pichiomycetes; Serinales; Debaryomycetaceae
Gene: CST20
Product: mitogen-activated protein kinase kinase kinase kinase
Exons: 1
Coding region: 1-1173 (390 amino acids)
Biological process (GO): protein phosphorylation; regulation of MAPK cascade; intracellular signal transduction
Cellular component (GO): cytoplasm
Molecular function (GO): ATP binding; protein serine/threonine kinase activity
Source: RefSeq, a predicted model, not a curated record